AUGGUGCGCAAUAUCGAUGCCUGCGCGAAAUCGUAUCGGGAGCGGAGCCUUCCUCAAAACACAUUUCUUAUGGCCAGAAGUAAAGAACUCGUCCCCGGCGUCGGCCGCCUUUCCCGAUCCCAGGUGUUUGCUCAGCGCGCCUUGUACAAGGGCCAGAAAAAGUCGACACCGAAAGCUGAAGCUGACGCUCCGGCUACGGUCGAGAAAACGAUUGGUGGUGGAAAGAACGGCGGCAAGCGACUUGUGCCCACCUCUAAAGCAUCGCGUUUCUAUCCCGCUGACGAUGUUCGCCAACCCAAAAAGAGCCGCAAGACGCCUAAACCCACCCACCUUCGCUCUUCCAUAACCCCCGGCACCAUUCUCAUCCUGCUUGCUGGUCGCUUCCGGGGCAAACGCGUUGUAUUCUUGAAGCAGUUGGAGAGUGGUCUGCUUCUUGUAACUGGCCCGUUCAAAGUCAACGGUGUUCCCCUGCGACGGGUCAACCAGGCAUAUGUUAUCGCGACAACGACCAAGAUCGACCUUGGUGGCUUCAAGGUCGAUGACAAGAUCAACGACUCCUACUUCGCGAAAGCCGCUACCAAAGGCGCUGGUUCAGCCGAGGCAGAGUUCUUUGAGGGUGGAAAGCCAAAGGCAAAGGAGGCUUUCCCUGAGUCCAAGUCGGGUGACCAGAAGGAGGUCGACAAAGCUGUCAUCGCCGCUGUGAAGAAGACGGAGAACUUGGCCAAAUACCUCAAGACCAGCUGGGGACUGUCAAAGGGUCAAUUCCCUCAUCAGCUGGCUUUCUGA
This is a messenger RNA of Mycena indigotica, 786 nucleotides long. RefSeq names its product 60S ribosomal protein. Gene Ontology annotation, biological process: cytoplasmic translation; ribosomal large subunit assembly. The record is from RefSeq and is a predicted model, not a curated record. The transcript is spliced from 4 exons. Gene Ontology annotation, cellular component: ribosome; cytosolic large ribosomal subunit. Gene Ontology annotation, molecular function: RNA binding; structural constituent of ribosome. Lineage: Eukaryota; Fungi; Basidiomycota; Agaricomycetes; Agaricales; Mycenaceae. The coding region runs from base 1 to 786 and encodes 261 amino acids.